Saprolegnia diclina VS20 is the source of this 2178-nucleotide messenger RNA. RefSeq lists its product as hypothetical. The record is from RefSeq and is a predicted model, not a curated record. The transcript has 3 exons. The annotation marks the transcript as partial. NCBI's taxonomy places the organism in Eukaryota, Oomycota, Saprolegniomycetes, Saprolegniales, Saprolegniaceae.
AUCGUCGCUGCCAUCUGCCACGCCAUCAACCUGCGCAACAAGCACGCCAACAUCAUCGGCAAGCUCAUUGGCCUCUACUGCCACGCCCGCAGCGUCAGUUCGCAGGUGAUCCAGGUCUUGCACAAGUUCGGCAUCACCCCGUCCAAGGCGACGCUCACGAACACUUGCACUUUGCUCCAGCGCGUUCGCGAGAAGAAGCUCGUCGUGCGGGGCAUAGCCUCGUUUGCCAUGGACGACUUCAACCGGUGCUCACGCGUCAACCGAUUGCGCACCAACGGUAGCUACGCAGUACCUCGCAAGUCGAUCGUUUCCGUCGCCAACUGUGUGCCCAACACGAAAUCCGUGAAGCGCAACGACAGGCGUGCAAUUGGGCCUCCGAACAUGCCCGGUGGUUUUUGUACGAUCAAGCCGCUUGAAGACGCUGGCUGCUUCAGAGUCGAAACCAAUGACAUCGGGCUGUACUUGCCAUGGCUCAUCAUGCACCGCGGCAUCGAGGUCGUUGGCGAGGUGCAUGCGCAGCCGCUGUACGAGUUCACCGAGCUCAGUGGGCGCACGCACUCGUCGUACUUGAAAGGUGUGCGCCUCUUGAAGGUGACGGACAGCGACUUCAAGAAUGUCGAGCACGCGUGGACGCACCUCAAGCAGUGCCUUGGUAUCCCAGCGUUCAGGAACUACCUCAGGCAGAACGUCCUCUUCAUGCCGGGCGACUACUGGGCCCAGCACACGAUGAAGCACUUGGUCUUGAUCGAACAGCUGCCCGAUGACGAGCGCCGCCGAGUCAUGGGGACGUGGUUCUCCCAGAACGAGGCGCCGCUUCCAAGCCAGCUCAAGGUCGCCUCGAACAUUGUACCGGUGAACGGAUUGCUCCACAUCUCGCUCACGCUCCUCGAGGCCGUUUGUGGUGCGUUCGACCCGGUCAUCCGUCAACUUUGGCCAGUCAUCGCGAGCAAGCCGCUGCCCGAGAAGCUCUACCACAACAACAUGGUUGACUGCGCCGACGUCAUGCUUGGAGCGUACAGUCUUUUGCGCGAAAAGCUUCUCGUUUAUAUGUCGCGCUUCAACACGGCCGGCAUGGACCUCUUGAAGCACUUCUUUGAGCAUCUCCUGCCACUUGCGACGACGUUCUACAACAAACUCGUGCGCGAUGAGUGUAAGCUCGACGAUUUGCGCAGCGUGAUGCCUUGGGUGGCGCAAGCGUUCAUUCUCAUGAACCGCCACCACUACAAGCUCUCGGUGCUCGAGUGGAUUUGCCAGAUCGACCACGUCGAGAAGAACCACCCAACUCUGUACGAAGCUCUUGUCGCUCACCCUCGGUGCCUCCUCGACGAGUACAUGAUCGAGAACCAGAACAGCAUUAUUGCUCGUACUACCCGCGCCACGUCGUCCGCCGAGCAAGUUGCAUCCGCUGCUUACCGCACGGACGCUCUUCAAGCGAACAUCACAGCACUCGAGGCCGCGGUCACGACAAACCCGACGAAGCGGGAUCGCAAGACGUCUCUCAAGCCUCUGGUCACGGCGAUGACGGGGCCGAUCCUCGACAUCUUCAUUGCGGCUAGCAACAAGAACGCACUCGUCGCGAAGAUGAUCUUCAAGGCGAAGAAGUGGCAGGUCGAGUCCAUCACGGCAACGUUCUUGCCCGCUCAUCAAUUGUCGCUUCGCGCUUUCCCAGCUUGGUAUCACUACCUGAACGAGCAGCAACAGCUGCACCACGGCUUGCCAUGUGUGCGUGCGGACAGCUCGGCGGUUGAGCUGCCAUUCGAGGAAGGUCCCGUCGCUUCGGCCGAUGAGCCUAUGUACGAUGCGGAAGAAGCCAUCAACGCCAUGGACGCGGACAUUCUCGACAUCGACGACGACGACGAGAUAGAUGAAGGCGCCGAUUCGGACGACGAGGAGGCUGAGGAUGACCCGAUGGGCUGCAAUGGCGGAGGGGAGUCAAGCGGGUUCAACAGCAACAACGACCUCAAUGUGUCACGUACGAUCGACUUUAACGCUGAUUCGGACGACGACUCGGAAGCUCAAGUCGCAACCAACGGCGGCAUGGUCAACGUCGGGGGCAAUGGCGUGGCCGUCGACAGCACGUCGGACGAUGACUGGGACAGCGUUGGUAUGACGGCUGCACUCGACAUUUGCGUGGAUGGACUCGACUAUGAGCCCGAGCGCGAGCCCGAAUCUCAACAG